AUGAAACACAGCAAUGAUACGGCAGUACCCACCACGACGCAGCUUGUCACGAUUGUCGAAGCAUACCUCGUCCAAGAAGACGAUGUUGUGAAGAAGCCAAGGAACAAGAGCAAGGUCAUUGCAGUACCGCAGUAUGUCAUUGUAGCUGACUUGAAUUGCACGCCUUUCGAGGACCUUCCAGGUCAAACCAGCACCGUUUAG
This is a messenger RNA of Aphanomyces invadans, 201 nucleotides long. RefSeq lists its product as hypothetical. Lineage: Eukaryota; Oomycota; Saprolegniomycetes; Saprolegniales; Verrucalvaceae. The transcript has 2 exons. The coding region runs from base 1 to 201 and encodes 66 amino acids. The record is from RefSeq and is a predicted model, not a curated record.